This is a messenger RNA of Mus pahari (shrew mouse), 1947 nucleotides long. RefSeq lists its product as uncharacterized. NCBI's taxonomy places the organism in Eukaryota, Metazoa, Chordata, Mammalia, Rodentia, Muridae. The transcript is spliced from 10 exons. Gene Ontology annotation, biological process: protein import into nucleus; RNA export from nucleus. Gene Ontology annotation, cellular component: nuclear pore central transport channel; nuclear pore. Gene Ontology annotation, molecular function: phospholipid binding; structural constituent of nuclear pore. The annotation marks the transcript as partial. The record is from RefSeq and is a predicted model, not a curated record.
AUGACUGGUAAGGAUGAAGUUGCUUUAAAAACCAGUACUCCAAGACAGAAAGCCUCUAAAGCCAGGAAAACAAACCUACCCCCUGACCAUCUGCAAAAGACAUCUCAGGAGAAAAGGAAAUGUGGUGCAGGACAUAUACGUGCACCUUCAGGAGGUGUGCCUACGAAAACAGCACAGGAAGCCCAGCAAAGCGAACAGCUUAACAAAGUCCUCAGAAGCAAGUUAAGGACAUUUCGUGAACCCUUUGAGAAAGAGCCACCACCUCGCAUCUCUAAAGCAGAAGCACACUUGAAGGUUGAAGAAGAGAGGAAGUACGGACUCCAGGAACCGAAUGUAGCACUGGAGAACUCUAAUGACAGAACAGCUUGUACUGUUGCUUCUGCCUCUGCUGCCGUUGCUGCUGUUUCUGCUUCCACUUCCGCGGAAUCUGCGUCCACGGCUGCUUCUGCUGCUUCUAAUAUUGUUUCUGCUGCUUUUGCUUCUGCUUCGGCAGCUUCCACUUCCGCAUCUGUUGCGUUUGCUUCCGCUUCGGCAGCUUCCUCUUCCGCUGCUUCUGCCUCUGCCUCUGCUUUUGCUUCUGAUGCUUCAGCGGCUGCGGCAGCUGCUUCUGCGUCCGCCUCUGAUGCCUCUGCUGCUGCUGCUGCUGCUUCUGCGGCAGCUGCUUCUGCGGUGGCCUCCUCCAACGCUACUGUUAAUGCUGUGGUCGCUGCUGCGGUCACUGCGGCUUUCGCUGCCGUUACUGCUACUGCUGACCACAAAGGCAGUGAACCAACUCCUCAGAGGCACAGUGGGGCUACUAACCACAAGGAUUUUGCUCUUAAGGCAAAAGAAGAAUAUGAUAAGCCAAGAAGCAAAUCAAUGGUAUGGAAGGCCUGGAAGAUGGGACUCUGCCUUGGGAAGCAGCCUCAGAUGACUUUGCAGGAGGCACAGUUGCAAGAAGAACCACAGAGAGAAGGUGUCCUGAGUUCUGCAAGAAUGGAACAUCUGCUAUGGAAGCUGGAAGUUGAGUGUCUCAAGUUAGAAGACUCAGUAAAGAACCAAGCAGAAGAAAUUGAAGAGAUUGAGAAUCAACUGUUAAGAGACGAUUUGAUUAGGGACAGAAAGAAGGAACGAAAUGGAGUGAGCCAGUCAACACAAUCUCUGGCACGUGCUUUGGAACAUGAGCUGGAGAAAAGUGAAGAAUUAGAAAAGGAACUCUGUGGAUUUAUGGAAGUCUUAAAAAUAACAGAAAAGAAGUUAGAUGAAUGUGAAAACAGAGAAUUAUAUUUCUAUGAAGAUAUGAAAACGAGAACAUUUGAAAUGCUACAACAUGAGAUAAAUUAUCUUAAAGAUUCAUGGGAAUCUAUGCAUUGCAAAUAUCUACAUCAAGAUAUAAACAUUCAGUUGACUGAGCAAGAAUUGUUAAAAAUAAAAACAGAACAAGAGAAUUAUGAACACCUUCACACGACUCAAGGAAAUUUGGAAAAGGAAGUGCUAACCCUCAAAGGGCUGGUUCAGGAGAGUAAGACACAAGCAGAAGAGGAAAAUAAAUUAGAGAAAGUAAGAGAGAACAAUGAGUCAAGAAUGAGUCAAAUGAUUCUCAGAGUCAAAGGUUUAGAAUCAAGACUCCCUGAGAUAAAAAGUCAAGUGGAUUCUACCAGAAGAGAAGUGGAAAAACAUAAACAACUCUAUGUAGAAGAAAAUAAAGGCAGAAAAUCACUUUCUAAUACACUAAACAAGACAAUGGAAAAGCUAGAGGUGUCUAAAACAAAGCUUAUGCGGUUGAAUCAGCAGAAGAUGACCUUGGAAACUAUUUUGAGUUCCCUGCCUGUUCAACAGUGCCCCCAUAUUGCCAAGUUUGAUCUUGCUGUGGGGCACAACCCAAGGUUUCCUCCAAGAGAUGCCUCAUUUCUUCCUGCCUCUGAGCCUCAGCCUGAUUUUGAGAGCAUGAGGAAGGAACUGUCCAGG